CAUUUUUUUUUUUUUCCGCAUCUACAAUGACCGAACAAUAAGUAUGGUUAAGUAUGUUUUCUUCACUGAUUAUUUCCACCCUCAAUUUUGAUAGACAAAUUCAUUUUUUUUCCUUUCUUUCUUUUUUUUAUGCAGAUAGAAAACAGUCCACAUGAAUUUGCCCUCUACUGCAUUCAUCAAAUUGGAGAGAAGCGGAGGUUGAGCAGUUCAGAUCUGCCAUUAUUGGAGCGUGUUCUACAGGGACCAUCAAACAGCAUCAUGAAAAUGUUCCUCAUGGAUGCAGACGAACAGGAAAUUAGCCUUGAUGUAGCUCAGUACCUCAAUUUAGAGAUGCCCAUUUUGAAGGUAAUCCUGCAGAAGCUGGAAGAGCAAGAGAAUCAAGAAGUACAAAGAAUAAUCGCAAAAUAUCAAAAGGAACGGAGUCUCUUGUUGCAGUGCUUGAAAAAAAAGAUGCCGGUUAAAACGGAGACAACUGUAUAAAUGAAGACUUGGCAACGGGAAACUGUUUCCAACUGUUGUGACGACAACCACAGAGUAAAAAGAGAAAUGGAAAAUAAAAUGGAAAUUGAGCCUUCAGGACUAGAAGCCAGGAAUCAGGAGUGCGAGAUGUUCAUACAGGAUUUUGAUUUUAUAUAUAUAACAUUUAAGCUUUACUGUUAAGUUUGUGGUGAUGCUGUAUAUAAUGUAAAAUAGUUUUCACAUAAAUGUAAUUACAAUAUUUAUCAUGUGAGGAAACUAAAUAAAAUACUGAUAUUUGAUUGGCAGUUUAUUUGUGGAUUAACUGUUGCUCUAUGGCUAUACAUAUAUACUGUGGUUUACUCUCAAGGUUUUUUUGUUCUUGGAAAUGUUAUAAACAAGUUUCUGUUUAAAUAAGUUCCAACUGGCUUACUGUAGCAUUCUGGAAAGUGUCUGUCAACGGGAGAUUCUAAACUCAAAAACAUUUCAAUCAUUUAAAACCACGAUUUCAUUACAUAAUUAUUUAUAAUUAUCAUUACAUAAUUUGCGUUUGAAUAGUCUUAUGAAUAAAUAAUAAUCUCACUUUACUAUAACAUUCUUAUCUUUAAA
This is a messenger RNA of Sinocyclocheilus anshuiensis, 1065 nucleotides long. RefSeq names its product ras association domain-containing protein 6-like. Gene Ontology annotation, biological process: signal transduction. The coding region runs from base 130 to 480 and encodes 116 amino acids. Lineage: Eukaryota; Metazoa; Chordata; Actinopteri; Cypriniformes; Cyprinidae. The record is from RefSeq and is a predicted model, not a curated record. The transcript is spliced from 4 exons.